UUAACUGAUUAACUCUUGAAUCAAAAUGUUUGCUAACAUUUUUCAGUUUACUAUAGCGUCUAGCUGGGCUAGGGGAGUGUCACUAGCAGCAUGCAGUCAUUCCUUUCCUUUGGUCAUUCAAACUAAAUCAACACAGCCAGCGCCAGCGCCAGCGCCUCUCUUCUGCUUGCAAUCUUCGUUACUUUUACAGAGAUCUGCGUUGGAAAAGGAAGCCUUCCCUGUACCCGUCCUUCAGUAAUUGAAUAUAUAUUUUGGAUUGCAUAUUUCUUUGAUUGAUGACGCCAGAAAAGACCCAGAGCAAGAGAGCUAGAGCAAGCCGAAGAACAAACCACGCAUAUGAUACCGGCGUCUCAUCGCUCGCAGGAGUUCCGGCGAGUUGAGUUAGGCGUAGCCGCUUGGACUUGGUGUCGCUACUACUACUACUACUAGCCCGCAUUAAUGUGUCUGUCUGUUGUUUGAGAAGUGUAGUUAAGGAAUAAACCGUCAGAGAUCAUGGACCCAUUGACAGACGAAGAAAGACUCAUCCGUGCACCCCAAGAGCUGUCUCCAGCACCGUCUGCGGCACCGGUCAACUUUUUCAAGAGUGGACGUGCAAGGGUCGUCUUGUGCAUCCUCUUCUGUGAGCUGUGUGAACGAUUGACUUACUAUAGUAUCAUAGGAAACCUCGUCAUCUUCUGCACCAAUGAACUCGGGUACUCCAGUGCCACAGCAGCUGUGAUAGUUGCGGCCUUUUCCGGGACGUCGUAUUUUGUGCCUAUUUUCGGGGGCUGGGUCGCCGACUCGAUUGCUGGGAAAUACAACACGAUCUUUGGGAGUUUGCUCAUAUAUUUUGUUGGUGCUGUCACUCUACCUCUUAUCUCAAUUUACUAUGAGGACAUUGGAGAUGGCAAUGUGGGUCUCACAAACUCUCAAAAGCAAGGCUUCUUCGUGUUUGGUCUCCUGCUAGUCUCCAUGGGAACAGGAGGCAUCAAGUCCAAUGUAGGUCCUUUUGGAGCCCAGCAGAUGGAGGAUCUAGGCGAAGGGGCAGUGCAGACGUUCUUUUACUGGUUUUACUGGUUCAUCAACGUUGGCUCAGGGAUUGCCUACUCUGCUGUCGUCUAUGUCCAGCAGGAAGUUGGUUUUGGUGUAGGUUUCACCAUUCCCGCUGUCUCCAUACUCCUGGCUAUAAUCAUCCUUGUUCUCAGCCGCAACAAGUACUUAAUGAAACCUCCAGAAGGGAGCGUACUGACUAAAGUAGUGAAGAUCACUUUCGAUGGGACAAAGCAAUGUACAUGUAUGCAUGCAAACCAAGAUGAGGACCUUGAUAGCUGUCUGGACAGGACUAAGAUCUCAAAAGGGGGGCGAUACCAGGACCAAGAGGUCGAUGAUGUCAAGUCUCUGGGGCGCGUGAUACCGGUCUUCAUACCCAUCAUCAUCUAUUGGACGAUAUAUAUCCAGAUGUCAUCCACCUAUUUACUGCAAGGAGAGAGGAUGAGAUUAAAAUACGGAGAUUUCACGAUACCUGUUGCUGCCCUCAAUCUUUUCAAUGUGGUUAUCAUCCUGAUUCUUAUACCCAUCAUGGACCGAAUCGUCUACCCAUGUUUUGAGAGGAAUGGUAUGAGGUUGUCCAUGCUGAAGAGAAUAGGAAUCGGAAUGUGUUUUGCUGCCGGCUCUAUGAUUGUGGCGGCCAUCGUAGAGAUAUGUCGGAAGAACGUGAUGCGAGGUGGGGGAUUCCUAGAGCAAACGAUUGCAGACGUCACAUACAAUGCUUCGGACGUCUCUGUCUUUGCCCAGAUUCCACAGUACUGUUUGAUUGGAACCAGUGAAGUCUUCACAAGUAUCACAGGUCUUGAGUUUGCGUACUCCCAAUCACCUGACUCCAUGCAGGGUGUCAUCAUGGGGUUAUUCCUGAUGACCACCGGUCUAGGAAGCUACCUAGGGUCCCUACUAGUUAUCAUCGUCAAUGCUGCUUCAUCAGGUACCUGGAUUCCGGAUGAAAUCAACGAUGGAUUCUUGGAAUAUUUUUACUUCCUUCUUGCCGGGCUGAUGCUGCUCGACUUCCUCGUCUUCCUGAUCAUCGCACACCGGUAUAAAUACGUCAAUGGUAGCACUAGGACGGGCAGUGUAGAUUCCUUUAGCAGCAAACCUAAUGAAGAAGUGGGUUACUCUUAUAACACAGAUACGGAAUCGCUGCUUCCUCAAUCUCCAGAACAUCAGUCAAAGAGAGUUGAAAAUGAUUAUUCUUUUUCAUAGAGGUAUGUCUUGAUUGCACUAGAAACGUUUUGUCUGAAAGAUAUUUUAUCAAAGCUUUGUGAUACCAAUGUUUAUUACUUAAUCAAUUGGACAAAAUAGAGAUUUGUUUUAAGGGGUGUGAUAGAAUGACACUUUAGCUCAUGAUUGAUAUGUGAAAUUUAGAAUUGUUUUUAUAGAAUUUUUCAAAUAUUUCUUUAGAUCUUUCAAAUCAUAUCAGGGAAUUUGCACAACUUCAAUAGAUUUUAAAAUAUUUACUUUAUUCUUCUUCUUCUAUGUAGUACAGUCAACCUUUUGUGUAUAAUCAUACUUUUGGCAGGUAUAGUGUGGAUGCUAAUAUGUACAGUGCAGCUAAAAAUAAGCGACUCUAUCUAGCGGAUCUGAGUUCCCUGUACCACUUGCUUGAAUUUAGCUAAAGUGGUACAGCUGAUGGCAUCUUGGGACAGCCCAUUCCACAGUCUGAUAGUGUCAGGGAAGAAAGUAUGUUGGUAGCUAAUAGUUCUAGUUUUUAUAUUUCUAAAGACUAACAUGACCAACAGGUUUAUUUUGAUUUUAAAGGAGAAUGAAACUCUUGGAGCAAGUUAGCUUUUGUGAAAGCAGAAAAAUCAAAGAAUAAGAUGAACAAAAGUUUGAGUAAAAUAGGACUAGCAAUAGAAGAGUUAUGAGCAUUUGAAUGUCGACAUCGCUAAUGCUAUGGAGAUCCUCCCAUUGGCAAUGCGACCAAGAUCUAUGAUGUCACAGAUGAACAACUCUCCCCUUUUGGACACUGAAAAUAUAUCCCAAACAUCUCUUUUUGCUCAUUCUAAUCAUAUGACAAACGAUUCAUCAAUGAUAUAAUGUUGUGAAACCUCUGUACUUGUCCUCUCAUAAAGAGAACACCUCACCUUGUGAUAGACUCUAUAAAAGUGAGAAUAUAAGUGAAAUAAGUACUAAAGUAAUGAGGGAGUUGUACGUGUGUGACAUCGCAGAUCUUGGUCGCAUUGCCAAUGGGAGGAUCUACAUGGCAUUAGUGAUCUCAAUCUUCAAAUGCUCAUAAAUUUCUUAUUAUUCAUCUAAUCUUCCUCAAACUUUCAACAAUAUGUUUCUUUGAUUUUUCUCUUUGAUAUGGAUUCAGCUGGUUUCAAGGGUUUCAUUCUCCUUUAAGAAAAAGUACUCGGAUCAUUUACUACAGAAUUCUGAAAUGUACAUUGGCUGUGUUCAGGGACUGCCUGGUUCCAGUUUAAAGUGACUGUUCUUUGGCACUAAGAUAUGUUUACCUUUAUUGGAGAGUAGGGUCCAGAUUUGACACCGUUUUAUUUCCCAUUCACUGAGCAUGCCGCAUUGAUGCAUUACACAAAUGUUUAUAUUGUGUUUAUUUUGAAGAGGAACAUUAUAUGUUGUGUUCAUUGUGUUUGAUUUUUCUCACACAUUUUUAUUGAUGAUUGUCGACAAUUUCUUUAUCAACUUUUCAACGGAUUACGGAUAAGAGUUGGAAUGUACUAGAUUUAUUAUUUACGUCUCAUCCGUCAGAUGUGUCUUAAGUUGAUAUCGUUCCUGGUAUACAUAUAAGUGAUCAACAGACUUGCCUGUUCCAGAAGUACAGGCCUUGACUACAUACCUGAUCCUUGUCAAAGAGCUUUCUGGAGAAUACAUUACAUUGAUGAAAUAUGAGUGACCAGAAGAUCAAAGUCAAAGAGAGCUUUAAAACUGGAAUACUUGUUGAGUCUUGCCAAUUUGUCUUCGAUAAAAUGCGUGUGUGAAUCUCCAAAGUAUUACUUAAUUCUCUUAUAUAGUGAUUCCUUUCUCACGAGAACAAUUGAUGUUCAAUCAUAAGAUUCUAGCAACAGAGUAAUGAGGUUUUUGUCUGAGAAACAAACUGUGGUUGUAU
Lytechinus pictus (painted urchin) is the source of this 4096-nucleotide messenger RNA. Its product is annotated as solute carrier family 15 member 4-like. Lineage: Eukaryota; Metazoa; Echinodermata; Echinoidea; Temnopleuroida; Toxopneustidae. Bases 493 to 2232 code for a protein of 579 amino acids. Gene Ontology annotation, molecular function: transmembrane transporter activity. The record is from RefSeq and is a predicted model, not a curated record. Gene Ontology annotation, biological process: transmembrane transport. The transcript is spliced from 9 exons. Gene Ontology annotation, cellular component: membrane.